Cyclospora cayetanensis is the source of this 1341-nucleotide messenger RNA. Its product is annotated as glycerol-3-phosphate acyltransferase, chloroplastic. Bases 1 to 1341 code for a protein of 446 amino acids. Lineage: Eukaryota; Apicomplexa; Conoidasida; Eucoccidiorida; Eimeriidae. Gene Ontology annotation, biological process: glycerophospholipid metabolic process. The record is from RefSeq and is a predicted model, not a curated record. The transcript is spliced from 5 exons. Gene Ontology annotation, molecular function: glycerol-3-phosphate O-acyltransferase activity.
AUGCAGCUCGCAACGCUCUCCGGAAGGACGGGGGGCCUGCCUCUCACAUGGGCGCCUCCGCUGCUCAAACCGCCCACAGGGAAACUUCCGCCUUCCCCUCUGACCGCUUCUGGCUAUGCAGCUCCCUCCUUUGUGUCCCUCCGGAAGGCACAGCCAUGCAGAGCACAGCAGCUCUCCGCUGGGCGAGCGACAGCAACACCCCCAGAAGCAGAAGCAGAAGCAGCAGGUACAACAGUGGAGGCCUUAUUCCCUUUCGGAUCCCCGCCUGGGCUGUCUGCGACUUCGACCGCAGAUCCGCGGAGUGAAGGCGCCCUCGAGGAGGCGAAGACAGUCAUCGAAAAGGAAAUGUGGCGGCUGUAUGCUGAACAGCAGCAACUCCCACAGCAGCAGCAAAAGCGGCUGUCUAAAGAGCAGGUCGAGCAGCUUGUCGGGUUCUCCAAGGAUUACUGUAACUCGGCAAAGGUCUCCGGAAAAGUCACAGCAACACAAUGCGUUGCGAAGCUCACGAGUAUCCUUCAGCAGUGCAUGCGUUGCUCGUCGCACGUCUUCACCGCCUUUAGUGCAGCUCAGCACGAACCUCUAGACUUUGCGCGAUGGGCUCUUGGCAUAUGGGAGCCGCUGAUCGAUGUGAAGCGCAGCAAACUUCCGGUUCAUGAGACGACACUCGCGGCCCUGUCUGCACAUCUGAAGGCAGGCGGCAAUGCAGUGCUGUUGUCUAACCACCAGACAGAGCCAGACCCCCUUCUGGCUAGAUUCAUAUUUCAGAAAAAGGGAUUCAAGGAUCUCUACGACGCACUGACGGCUGUCGCAGGAUACCGAGUCCGUUCCGAUUUGCUGUCGGUACCGUUUUCGAUGAGCUGCAACAUGAUCUGCGUUCAUUCUAAGAAGCAUCUGUCUUCUGGAGCGGAGAGCUUAGGACAGCAACGCAGAGAAAACGUUUUGGCCAUGCAGGCGCUGCAGCAACUCCUCCAAGCUGGGGGAGCUCUCAUAUGGGUAGCUCCCAGUGGGGGCCGUGACAGGGCGAAUGAGAAGGGGGUGUAUGUCCAGCCGGAUCUCUUUGACAGCAAAACGGUUCAGUCCUUUGCGCUUCUUGCAAGAAAAGCCAAAGAGGCGACAGGCGUAGAGACUCUCUUCCUCCCCAUGGCCGUCUACACCGCUCCCAUCUGCCCGCCCCCAAAAGCAGUUGCCAAGGAGCUCGGCGAAGUCCGCACUUGCAACUUCUCCCCCAUAGGCCUUGCCAUAGGGGAACCCCUCCCCGCAGAUCUUGCGCCCCCAGGCCUUACGGCAGCAGCUCAGGAGCAGACGAAUGCCCUUUACGCCUCCAUCGCCUCAUUCCCGUGA